AUGGCGCCCCGCAAAGAAAAGAAGACCGGCGAUUCGAUUAAUUCUCGACUUGCUUUGGUUAUGAAGUCUGGGAAGGUUACGCUGGGAUACAAGUCCUCGUUGAAGAUGCUUCGUAUGGGCAGAGCCAAAUUGGUGCUGAUUUCUGGCAACACGCCACCUCUUCGCAAAUCGGAGCUUGAGUACUAUGCUAUGCUCUCGAAGAGUCCUGUUCACCACUUCAACGGUAAUAACAUUGAGCUCGGAACGGCAUGCGGUAAACUCUUUCGAGUUUCGACUAUGGUGGUCCUCGACGGUGGCGACUCCGAUAUUCUAAGCCAGGUUGUUGCUUGA
Molecule: messenger RNA, 330 nt
Organism: Mollisia scopiformis
Lineage: Eukaryota; Fungi; Ascomycota; Leotiomycetes; Helotiales; Mollisiaceae
Product: cytosolic large ribosomal subunit protein L30
Exons: 4
Coding region: 1-330 (109 amino acids)
Cellular component (GO): cytosolic large ribosomal subunit
Molecular function (GO): structural constituent of ribosome; RNA binding
Source: RefSeq, a predicted model, not a curated record